AUGAUCAAUGGAUUGCCAAUAGCUAACAGAAAUAUCACCUGUCUCAAAGCGAUCGAGCGAACGUUUCUAGGAUACCUUCGCACAUCACUAGCUACGGCUGUCCUAGGGACUGUAGUAGCGCAGCUCUUCGCCUUGCAGGCGUCAGAUACAGGCUUCGGAUAUACGGCCGUGGGUAAACCGCUCGCUACCUUGUGCUACAGCUUCUCGAUCUGUAUCGUUUUGCUGGGAGCGUUCCGAGCCUGGAGGCUCCAGCACGCCAUGUUUGCUGGUAAGGCGUUAGCCGGAGGGUUCGAACUAACAACGCUCGCGUUGGGGUUCUUGAUUCUGUCGUUAGUCUUCUUUGGCUUUCUAAUUGCUCUCGAUGUAGUCAAAGAGUCUUCGAGCUAG
Messenger RNA from Colletotrichum costaricense, 387 nucleotides. RefSeq lists its product as uncharacterized. The transcript is spliced from 2 exons. The coding region runs from base 1 to 387 and encodes 128 amino acids. Lineage: Eukaryota; Fungi; Ascomycota; Sordariomycetes; Glomerellales; Glomerellaceae. The record is from RefSeq and is a predicted model, not a curated record.